Trachymyrmex septentrionalis is the source of this 2262-nucleotide messenger RNA. RefSeq names its product inositol-3-phosphate synthase 1-A (gene Inos). NCBI's taxonomy places the organism in Eukaryota, Metazoa, Arthropoda, Insecta, Hymenoptera, Formicidae. Gene Ontology annotation, biological process: phospholipid biosynthetic process; inositol biosynthetic process. Gene Ontology annotation, cellular component: cytoplasm. Gene Ontology annotation, molecular function: inositol-3-phosphate synthase activity. Bases 303 to 1862 code for a protein of 519 amino acids. The transcript is spliced from 8 exons. The record is from RefSeq and is a predicted model, not a curated record.
GCUGCAUUUACGUUUUAGUAACCGUCAAUCGUCGUGAAGGAAGGCUCGACCAGUAUAAGUGAUCGGUGAUUCGUGUGCCAGCUCUUUCUCUUUUUCGCUCGCUGCUAUCUGUGUGCGCUCUUUCUCUCCUUCCUCUCGAUCUCUGCUCGUUUUUAAUGGUGCGUUUGCGAAUCGCGCCGAAACUCGAAUGUUAGUUUGAUACAUUUCGCUCGCCCUUCGUAUUAAUUUAAUUUCACAUUGUCCGUUUGUUGCUCUCGUGAUCAUAUAUCCCGGAGGUGAGAAGUGAGAGGUGUAUCCGGAGGAUGGCGAACUUGAAGGUGCGUGUCGAUUCGCCAAAGGUGCGUUACUCGGAGGAUUUCAUCGAGGCCGAGUACGAGUAUCGGACGAUUAACGUAAUCGAGGAGGACGAGAACGAUCGCGAUACUUACACGGUGACACCUAUGUCGACAAAAUUGCUGAUCAGGACCAUGAUAAAAGUUCCGAAGCUAGGCUUGAUGCUGGUAGGCUGGGGUGGUAACAACGGUAGUACCAUAACAGCAGCUUUAUUGGCAAACAAGCUUAAAUUAUCGUGGGAGACGAAAGAAGGUCUGAAAACUGCCAACUGGUAUGGUUCCCUAACACAAGCAUCCACGGUGAAAUUGGGUAGAAGAAUCAAAGGGGAAGAUAUUUAUGUACCCAUCUCUAGCAUGCUACCUAUGCUGAAUCCCGAUGACAUCGAGAUUGAUGGAUGGGAUAUUUCAGAUGUAAACCUCGCGGAAGCCAUGACGCGUGCCAAAGUGUUGGAUGUAAAUCUGCAGGUACAGUUGCGGCCCUAUAUGAUUCACAUGCGGCCCAGGAAGAGCAUAUACUAUCCUGAUUUCAUCGCUUCGAACCAGGGCAAAAGAGCAAAUAACAUCAUCAUGGGUACCAAGGCCGAGCAACUUAAUUUAAUUCGCAAUGAUAUAAAGCAGUUUAAGACUGCAAAAAGUCUCGAUCAAGUUAUUGUCUUAUGGACCGCAAAUACUGAAAGGUUCUCAGAGAUUAUAACAGGUGUCAACGAUACAGCCGACAAUCUAUUGAAGUCGAUCGAGGAAGAUCAUUCAGAGAUCAGUCCCAGCACCAUGUUUGCUGUAGCAGCGGCUCUAGAAGGAUGUACCUAUAUCAAUGGAUCGCCACAAAACACUUUUGUGCCGGGUACUCUUGAGUUAGCCAAGAAACAGAAGUCAUUCGUCGGUGGCGACGACUUCAAGUCCGGUCAAACAAAACUCAAGUCCGUUCUUAUGGAUUUUCUCGUAUCGGCUGGUAUAAAGCCAGUGUCGAUUGUCAGCUACAACCAUUUAGGGAACAACGAUGGAUACAAUCUAUCUGCACCGCAGCAAUUUCGCUCAAAAGAGAUCUCCAAGAGUAACGUUGUAGAUGAUAUAGUGAAAUCCAAUAAGAUUCUCUAUAAGCCUGGAGAAAAGCCGGACCACUGUGUCGUCAUCAAAUACGUUCCCUACGUCGGUGACAGCAAGAGAGCUAUGGAUGAGUACACUUCUGAAAUCAUGCUAGGCGGUCACAACACCAUCGUAAUCCAUAAUACAUGUGAAGAUUCGCUUCUUGCGACUCCCAUCAUUCUCGAUCUUGUCAUUUUAGCUGAAUUAUGCUCUCGUAUUACCUUUAAGAAAGCGGAUACCGAUGAUGACGAAGAAUUCUCUGGCUUCCAUAGUAUACUUUCUAUUUUAUCAUAUCUCUGCAAAGCCCCACUAGUGCCCCACGGGACUCCAGUGAUAAAUGCCUUAUUUCGACAACGGGCUGCUAUCGAAAACAUUUUGCGAGCUUGCUUAUCAUUGCCACCGGAGGAUAACAUGUUGCUUGAACACAAAGUCGAUUUCAAGAUUUAAAGAAAGACGAUGAGAUUAGGAGAGAAGAUAGAGAGUAGGAGAUAAAGAAGGAAAAGAGGAAGGAAAUAGAAGAGAUAUAGAGGACAAAGAAAAGAGUUAAAGAAUGAUAACGAAAACUUGGCUCGUUUGUUAUCAAAGGAAGAUGGUAAUUCGUUUUUUUUUUUAACCUAAUUUCCACUCUUUGUUAUCAAACAUCUGAUAUAUGACAGUAUAUGUACUGUUUAUUUAAAAACUAUGAAGAGCGCGGAAAUGAUUGAAUUGAGGACUGAUUUUCUAAUUUUAUUACAAGCAAUUCAAUUUUGAUAUGAAAAUGUUAAUUCCGUCAAUAUUGACAACACUAACAUUGUAAUGAACAUAAAUUUUCGAUCAUAUUUUUGAAUACUCAAUUAUAUUAAUCGGU